Pygocentrus nattereri (red-bellied piranha) is the source of this 1850-nucleotide messenger RNA. Its product is annotated as tubulin beta-4B chain-like. The record is from RefSeq and is a predicted model, not a curated record. NCBI's taxonomy places the organism in Eukaryota, Metazoa, Chordata, Actinopteri, Characiformes, Serrasalmidae. Gene Ontology annotation, cellular component: cytoplasm; microtubule. The transcript has 4 exons. Gene Ontology annotation, molecular function: structural constituent of cytoskeleton; GTPase activity; GTP binding. Gene Ontology annotation, biological process: mitotic cell cycle; microtubule cytoskeleton organization. Bases 172 to 1506 code for a protein of 444 amino acids.
CUCUCGUCUGGUCUGGUGCGCGCGCGCUGCCGGAGCUGAAGGGACCGUGCCGGCUUCUCUUUCCUCCUCCGCCAUCAUCCGCAUCACCUCCUCCUCCUCCACCUCCUCCUCUCUUCGCUCUCCAGCUCCUUCUUCUUUCUCUUCUUCAUCCGCGGCCUUUGACUCGUCACCAUGCGCGAGAUCGUGCACCUGCAGGCCGGACAGUGCGGCAACCAGAUCGGAGCGAAGUUCUGGGAGGUGAUCAGUGAUGAACACGGUAUCGACCCCACAGGUACCUAUCACGGAGACAGUGACCUGCAGCUGGACCGUAUCAGCGUCUACUACAACGAGGCCACCGGUGGGAAGUAUGUUCCUCGUGCCAUCCUGGUGGAUCUAGAACCCGGCACCAUGGACUCCGUCCGCUCUGGUCCUUUUGGGCAGAUCUUCAGGCCUGACAACUUCGUCUUCGGUCAGAGCGGAGCUGGCAAUAACUGGGCGAAAGGCCACUACACAGAGGGGGCAGAGCUGGUGGACUCUGUGCUGGAUGUGGUGCGCAAGGAGGCCGAGAGCUGCGACUGUCUGCAGGGCUUCCAGCUCACCCACUCUCUGGGUGGAGGCACUGGUUCCGGUAUGGGCACCCUGCUGAUCAGCAAGAUCCGCGAAGAGUAUCCCGACCGUAUCAUGAACACCUUCAGCGUCGUACCUUCUCCCAAAGUGUCCGACACAGUGGUUGAGCCCUACAACGCCACUCUGUCCGUCCACCAGCUGGUGGAGAACACAGAUGAGACCUACUGCAUCGACAACGAGGCUCUCUACGACAUCUGCUUCCGCACACUCAAGCUGACCACACCCACUUACGGAGAUCUCAACCACCUGGUCUCGGCCACCAUGAGCGGCGUCACCACCUGCCUUCGCUUCCCAGGCCAGCUUAACGCCGACUUGCGCAAACUAGCCGUCAACAUGGUCCCCUUCCCCCGUCUCCACUUCUUCAUGCCUGGAUUUGCGCCCCUCACCAGCAGGGGGAGCCAGCAGUACCGUGCUCUGUCAGUGCCAGAGUUGACCCAGCAGAUGUUUGAUGCUAAGAACAUGAUGGCCGCUUGCGACCCGCGCCACGGCCGGUACCUGACAGUGGCCGCAGUCUUCCGUGGCCGUAUGUCCAUGAAGGAAGUGGAUGAGCAGAUGCUCAACGUCCAAAACAAGAACAGCAGCUACUUCGUCGAGUGGAUCCCCAACAACGUCAAGACGGCCGUCUGUGACAUCCCACCCCGUGGCCUGAAGAUGGCCGCAACCUUCAUCGGCAACAGCACGGCCAUCCAGGAGCUGUUCAAGCGCAUCUCCGAGCAGUUCACCGCCAUGUUCCGCCGCAAGGCCUUCCUCCACUGGUACACCGGAGAAGGCAUGGACGAGAUGGAGUUCACCGAGGCUGAAAGCAACAUGAACGACCUGGUGUCCGAGUACCAGCAGUACCAGGACGCCACAGCCGAAGAGGGCGAGUUCGAGGAGGAGGGCGAAGAGGAGGCGGCUUAAUCCCUUCUUCUUCUUCUUCUCUCUAACCUCCUCUUCUCCAGCUAAUAAUUCCGUGGGUUCCUUUGUGUUCACUUUCCUUUGCCCUCCUGACCUUCUCUCCCCUUCCACUCUCCAUCACUCGUGGUGUUUCGUGAAGGUGUAUCUGUUCAAGACUAAAGGAAGCAAGCUCUCGUUGACACAUUCUCACAUUAGCAGUGGUGUUCAUCCCUGUGCUCUCUCAACCUUGAGUCCAUUGUUUUCCCCUCAUGACAUCAGCAACACUCAGUUCACCAUACUUACUUAUUUUCACCAUCACAACAAACAUGGAUUCACCUUAAAAUGAAUAAAAGUGUGAGUGAACCCAA